ACUACAGCUCCCGGCAUGCCCGGCGCGCGGUACCUGCCCGCCCCUAGCCGCCGCGCCCGGAGGAUGCAGACGCCGGGGCGAGCGGGGAGGAUGGAGGCCGGGGAGGCAGCGCCGCCGGCGGGGAUGGGCGGCCGCGCGGCGGGCGGCUGGGGCAAGUGGGUGAGGCUUAACGUCGGGGGCACGGUGUUCCUGACCACCCGACAGACGCUGUGCCGGGAGCAGAAGUCCUUCCUCAGCCGCCUGUGCCAGGGGGAAGAGCUGCAGUCGGACCGGGAUGAGACCGGGGCCUACCUCAUUGACCGUGACCCCACCUACUUUGGGCCCAUCCUGAACUUUCUCCGGCAUGGCAAGCUGGUGCUGGACAAGGACAUGGCUGAGGAGGGUGUCCUAGAGGAAGCCGAGUUCUACAACAUUGGCCCGCUGAUCCGCAUCAUCAAAGACCGGAUGGAGGAGAAGGACUACCCCGUCACACAGGUCCCCCCCAAGCACGUGUACCGCGUGCUGCAGUGCCAGGAGGAGGAGCUCACGCAGAUGGUCUCCACCAUGUCUGACGGCUGGCGCUUCGAGCAGCUGGUGAACAUCGGCUCCUCCUACAACUACGGCAGCGAGGACCAGGCUGAGUUCCUGUGCGUCGUGUCCAAGGAGCUCUACAGCUCCCCACAUGGGCUGAGCUCGGAGUCCAGCCGCAAAACCAAGAGCGCGGAGCAGCAGCUGGAGGAGGAGCGGCAGCAGGAGGAGGUGCAGGUGCAGGUGGAACAGGUGCAGGUGGAGGCAGAUGCCCAGGAGAAAGCCCUGGCAGCUCAGGAGCCCGCUAACCUUUUCUCCCUCCCACCACCGCCUCCUCCUCCUCCGCUUCCUGCCGGAGGCCCCGCCUCAUCUCCACCCACCUCUUCUUCCUCCUGGAUCUCAUCUGCACCCUGCCUCUUCCCUCUCUGCCCCUGCCCGGGUUUCCUCUCCUCCGCCUGCUCGCACCUCCCUCCCGGUGCCGCCCCGGGCCCGGCCCCUCGCGCCCUGCCCCCGGGCGCCCCGGCCCCGCACCCGCACCCCCGAGCGUCCCGCCUGCCGCCUCCCGCGCCCCGGCCUGGGGAGCAGGGCCCCGGCCGUCUGUCCUCCGGGCCCGCCAGCCCCGCAGCCACCGCCGCCGCCGGGCCCCGCUGAGGCCGGGCCGCCCCGCCCCCAGAGCCUCACCUGCUCGCCUCCUCCUCACCUCUCCUCCUUGCAGGUUCCCGUCCGCACCCCUCAGACCUGAGGCUGCGCUGGCCGUGAGGGCUUCUCCCCGGCCCCUCGCCCGCCCCCAGAGCCGCCAUCCCUGGUUUGUAGCUUGGCGGAGCUGGAGGGAGGGCGGAAGCCAGGAGGGGGCGCGUCUCCUGUUCCCGGACCCGAGCCUCUCGCUCGGCUGACUUUCUCCCCUCCCCUGCUUUUGGCCUUGGGUGUGAGGCUCUGAGAGGAGAGGAAAGUCAGGGGGCCGGCCUGGUUCCCAGCCAGCCGUCAGCACCAGGACUCCAGAGCCGGGCUGCAAAGGAGGGGGGGGGAGACAGCCGCAUCACAGCCCUCCCCCUCCCCCACCGGGCCCCUGGGUUCCAGGCUCUUGGGUGGGGGGAAGGACAGCCAGCCUUGGAGUCCCUUGGCCUACAAGGAGUCAACCGGAGUUGGCUAAGGAUCGGGGUAUCACAGAAAAAGUCCUGGCCAGGUCUCUCGGAGCCCCUACUCAAUCUUAGCUUCCUGCUGUGUGACCUUGGGCAAGUCACUGUCCCUCUCUAGGCCACAGUUGUCUGUGAAAUGGGGACUGACAGCUGCUGUCUCUGACCUUUUGCCUGAGACAGCAGGGACCUGGCCUUGACCCCCUCUGGCCAGAGUCUUGGGGACUCUGGCCUCCGAGGCAGCCACCACCCAGCCCCACCCUGGGGUUACCGGAUGGGCAAGCUGGGUCCCCUUCCUGCUCCCCCUCCUCGGCUCUGAAUUCACCUUCUCUGGGCCUCAGCCCCCCACCCUCUUCUCAGAAGGGAGCCUGUGACUCACCUACCUCUUUCUCUCUCCCUCUCUUCCCUGCCCUUCCCUCCAUUUCAAUCUCCUCUCUACCCUCCCCUGGCCUUGCCUCACCCUCCUCACUGGCCCCACCUUCCCUCCCCCAUCCUGGUGUUCUGAUCACCCUCCCACCCGCCCCCCUGCCCCUUCCCCCUCUUAUUUUCUAGCUGUUACAAGCCAGAGGCACCCGGAUGUGAGGCCCCAGAUCACCUCCAGGGACUUGGGGUUCCGAUCUGAAAUCCUUUAUUUUUGUACCGCGGGGUGGGGCCCCGGCUCCAGGCAGAGGAAGCACUCUCCCCCCUGCCACU
Lutra lutra (Eurasian river otter) is the source of this 2333-nucleotide messenger RNA. It is a transcript of the gene KCTD17, whose product is annotated as potassium channel tetramerization domain containing 17. The record is from RefSeq and is a predicted model, not a curated record. Gene Ontology annotation, biological process: proteasome-mediated ubiquitin-dependent protein catabolic process; protein homooligomerization. The transcript is spliced from 7 exons. Bases 16 to 1158 code for a protein of 380 amino acids. Gene Ontology annotation, cellular component: Cul3-RING ubiquitin ligase complex; cytoplasm. NCBI's taxonomy places the organism in Eukaryota, Metazoa, Chordata, Mammalia, Carnivora, Mustelidae. Gene Ontology annotation, molecular function: cullin family protein binding.